GUCAAAGAGUGAGAGUGAGAGUGAGAGUGAGAGAAAGGAAGAGAGAGAGAGAUAAUGAGAAAGAGGGAGGACAAAAAAAUAAUCGCAAUCGUAUGAACGAAUCUAUCUUUCUUUCUCUAUCUUUAGAAUAUAAUCGUCUUCGAGAAUUCGUGAAAAUACGGCUGCCGAAUAAGUUCAUUCGUUAUCUCUUUUGUGUCAUAUUUGGAAUCGUCGAUUUUCAAGUGGUGAUCCGUCCUUUCUCAUUUACGGGAUCUCCCUUUCGACGCGAUUUUUAACGAGUAUAAUUAACGCAAGAUAAAAGCAGAAGAAGAAGAAGAAGAAGAAGAAGAAGAAUAAGAAGAAGAAGAAGGAGAAAUAGAAGAAGUGAAAAAAGAAGUGAAAAAACAGAAAGAAGAAAAGAGGGGUUUGUGUAACAAAAAAAAAAAAAAAAAGAAAACAAGAAAAAAAGGAAAGAGGGGAAGAGGGCUUUGAUAGACUUCGUUGGAAUCUUUAAAAGUAGAUUCGAUUUGUGUGAUCUCGUUGUGAGGGAGAGAAAAAGAAAGAGAGAGAGAGAAAGUGAGAGAGACAGAUAGAAAGACAGCGAUAGAUAGAUAGGGAGAUAGAGAGAGAGAGAGAGAAAGAGAAAGAGAGAGUGUGUGUGUGCAAGCGGGAAAGAGCCGACUCAGACGACGUAACAGAAAAAAAAAAAAAAAAACAAAAAAAAACAGAAACAUAGUAACAUUUUCUGCGAUAACCUUAAAGGAGUUACUCGAAGUGGAAUCAUCGAGAUGCGGUGAUGGCUCUACUUUACAGAUUCGUGCAACUGCCAGAUCGCAGCGGCACGCGGGUUUUUUCAUUUGUCGUCACCCGGAGUGUCGUACGCGAUCCAGAAAGAGACGUUACCAGUAAGGAACUUGUUUGUGGCUUCCAAAGAUGGGCAGUAGCCUUUUCACGAGGAGACAAGGUAUUAGGUGUAUAUCUGGUAUGGCGAGGUGCAUCACGGAAUCUUCGGGUUUACGUCGACUUUACGUUCACGUUGUUGAACCGGGAACACUUCUCGAUGAACGAAGGUUUCUCAGGGAAACGAGUUAAAUUCACGUACGAAUUACCGGCUCAAGGAAACCGCAAUUACAUACCAGUAUCAGACCUCUACACUCGUAACUUUGCUGAUACGAAUGGCGAAUUCCAGUUGGAAUUGUCUAUGGCGAACGUACGUACGGUGUACAUGACAGAAGUUAGAAUGCCAACCGGGGUCUUUUCAACGGGUCAACCAAAAUCAAAUAAACUUGAGACCGAUUGCUUCACAUUUGGUGGUUUUGAUUGGAGCGUCGUUAUCUAUCCUUAUGGGAAUAAAGAAGCAGAAGGUUGUCGGGGUCAGGAGAAUCGCGUGAGCGUUUAUUUGAUGAGACUCACGGGAUUCGAUCAUCGAUGCAGAGUGAGAUAUAGCGUGGCAUUGGGCGAAGGAGAUCGUAGAAUCGAUUCUGGCCAUAUAGAAGAUCUCUCGAAUGCUGAAGGUUACGGUUUUGGAUGGCAUCCAAGAGUUAGAUGGUCAGAAAUCUCUCAUAAAGGUGUUCUUCGAGUCUCACUUGAAAUGGUCGAAGCAAGAACGAUCUGCGAGGUAGCUGUGCAAGCUCUUGGUCCACCUGCUUUGUCUCCUACUCCUUGCUACGAUCGUGACAAGCAAGCUUGGGUCGUACGGGCUGAUCUCCAUUCGGAAACGGUUAGACUCCAUCUGAUUUAUAAAGAUAUCAAUCAUGUACCACGAAAUCAUCUAAGAUACGUAAAUUGGUCGGCUUAUUUAUUAAGAGGCGAGGAACCUGAUACAGUUGCAAUGAGUCUACCAGGUGCACCAUUCAGUCGUUAUUACGCUCAAGAAUCCGCUGAUGAAGGUAUAAUUAUGGAAACGAAUUUGGACACGAAUGAGAUCAAGGACAAUCACAGUCCAUUCCUUACGGACAAGAAGCAAUUAAGGAUCAGAUUGGAAUGGAAUGAGAGCCAUUUGCUCUUUCAAGCGACUUAUCACAAAUACGACGACGUCUGCCGUAUUCACAAUCAACAAAUGAGACGUGAGAUAGCAUCUUUACAAGCUGAAAACUAUAGCCUCGAGAGACAACUCUUUAGCUAUCAGAAGAGUCUUGCUUUUGCACAAGCUCAACAGCAACAACAUCAACAACAACAACAACAACAACAACAGCAACAACAUCAGCAUCAACAACAACAACAACAGCAACAACAGGGUCAACCACGACAUACCAGUCAUCAACCUCAUCUCGAAAGGUCAACAUCCACUGAUACCGAAUACGCCUGACAAGUGGAUCUCGUUAAUGAAACGGCGAGUGGUGGCUGUAGACGUCAGUUGCCGGUCAUUCAAGAAAAUGAUCGCCGGGUUCAUCAGAAUCUUGUACGAAUGAUGGAUCGUCGAUUGAGUAACGUCCAGUUACAGCAACAUCUCUAUGAAAUUGAACAUCAAUAUCAAUUAAGAAACAACAGCGAAUCGCCAAGGCAGAGCGUCGAUCGUACCGAAGAACAUCGACGUAGUAUCAUUCAACAGCCAAAGAGAUCGAGCAUCGGUCGUUCGGACAGUAUAUCCGAUCGUGGAACCGAUCUUUAUCAAGCUUAUUAUUUGGGUUACGUCGGGCAGACAGCUCAUAAGCGACGUAGAACCACUUUGUGGGAAACUUUAACGGGAUUAGUCUGUUCGUUGGGUGCUUUGGCCACUAGAGCUGCAAAGAUGGCCGCUAGACGUGGAGACCCUCUUUGAAAGAAUCAAUGAAAUAUUUUCGAGUCGUCUAAAUAUAAUACAUAUGUAUAUGAUAUGAAAACGAUCGAAUAAAACUCUUAUAGAUCUUGAACUAAAGUUCAAGGGUUUGUCUGAAGUGAUCCACGAGAAUUUAUGAUUUUAUGAGAUAAAGAUCGGACGAUCGAAUUGUAUGGAGUUACAUAAUGUGAGUAAAUGUAGUAGAAUUAAAAGAAAAAAAAGAAAAAAAAAAAGAAAAAGAAAAAAAAAGAGAGGAAAACGCGCAAGCAACUGCAGCAACAAAAGCAGCAGCAGCAACAGUAGAACAAAGUAAAAGCGCCUCCUCGUGUUUACACGCUACAUAUACACAAGAUACAACUCUAUCUACUUGUCAAUUUACUGAAGAUGAAAAAAAAAAAAAGAAAAGUAACCUAUUUUCCUCUAAAGACUUUUUUCACCUAUUGUGUAUGUAUGUACGUACGUACGUCGCUGUGCGAGGACAACAAAAGAAGAACACAAUUGUCAAAGUAAUAUUAUAUUAUAUGAGACACUUAUUAAGUACAUACAUAACGUUGUACCUAUAUAUACCGUUGUAUACUUUGGAAUGGAUUGAAUGCUAAAAAGGGAAGAAUAUCAAAUGUAUGGUGAUAAAAAAGAAAAAAAAACCGAAGAACGUCGAAUUAUAAGAAAAUAAGAAAAUAAUAAUUACAGAAAAUUGGACUUUCGAUCAGGGUAAACGAGAAGGAUAAUCAAAAACGUACGCCAUCAAUAUUAUAAUCCCAACGCGAUCCAUUUAUUAUUAUUAUUAUUAUUAUUAUUAUUAUUAUUAUUAUUAUUAUUAUUAUUAUUAUUAUUAUUACUAUUAUUACUAUUAUUAUUACUAUUAUUAUUACUGUUAUUAUUAUUAUUAUUAUUAUUAAUAUUAUUAUUAUUAUUAAUAUUAUUAUUAUUAUACAUUGGCUCCGAAAAAUAGUUACACAUAUGUAUGAAACACACACGACAAGAUAACACUUUAUUUCACACGUUUCCUUUCGACGAAAAAAUGAAAAAAAAACAAAAACAAAAAAAAAAGAUGGAAAGAGAGAUUUCGAGAUAAUCGAUCUCGCGGUCAUUAACCUAUCGUACGCGAUCAAAGUAUUUAAAUAGAACAAAAAAAGAAAGAAAAACGAAAAAAAAAGAAAGAAAACAGGGAAAAAAAAACUAAAAAAUAAAAAACAGAAAAAAGAAAAUAAAAGAGAAAAGAAGAAAAAAUACGAAGAAGUUAUUUUUCGAAAGAUCGCACAUUUCUCUAUCGCAUGAUCAUGCAUAAAAGAAAGAAAGGAAGAAAGAAAGAAAGAAAAUAAAAGAAAAGAAGUAAGAAAGAAAAAAAGAAAAAAAAAGAAAAAACGAGAUUA
Molecule: messenger RNA, 4110 nt
Organism: Vespa crabro (European hornet)
Lineage: Eukaryota; Metazoa; Arthropoda; Insecta; Hymenoptera; Vespidae
Exons: 5
Coding region: 776-2287 (503 amino acids)
Molecular function (GO): transcription coactivator activity; protein binding
Source: RefSeq, a predicted model, not a curated record